CCCGAUAGCUCGAUCAAUAUCCCGAUGUAUUUGUUAGGAUAUCAUCACUUCUGAAUCAAUAACUUUCACCGAGGCCACUUUUAAAGCCUCUUAGACAUGUUUAACGUUUAUGAAACUUUACAUGAAGCAGCUACCUGCCGCUAAACAACAGCUUGUAUCCGUUAGCACCGCCUCAUCAGGAGUUCCAAAGGUUAAAAUCAAACAGUCUUACGGAAGCUCGCACGGUCCAAGCUAAAGUAACGGUUCGAGCAGUCAGAAAAACAGAUCCUACCGUGUGGAUUGCGUUUAACUGGAUUAUUAUUAAUGUCUGAUUUAACAUCGACAGAAGGUUUAACCGCUAAGUGUCGGUUAGAUUAACUUUUCUCGGGUCCCGUCUCGGUUAACUCCGCCUGAGAUGCCCGUGGUUAUCUGUUGUCAGAAGUCAUCUUGUCUCUGAAGGUUAAACAGCUUCCCUGUGUAGCUGCAGUCUCAAUUAUGAUGUUUAAUCGCGUUUAAAUACGUUAUAUUCCGUCAGAAGGAAAUAUGUCGGACAGCGGCGAGUUCCAAUGGACGGUGGUCGUCCUGACGUGCCAACACAAAGAUAGCGUCUACGCCUUUCAGAGAGAGCUGGAGUUGAGGCAGCAGCGCGGCUCUCUCUCUCCGGGUUCGUUGGUUUUGACGGUGAGGGACCGCCAGGAGCCGCUGGGCAGCGGGGGGGCGACGCUGAACGCUCUGCUGGUCGCUGCUGAACACCUGAGCAGCAGAGCGGGACACACUGUGGUGACGGCCGACGUCCUGGAUGAUGCUCACAUCCUCAUCCUCCAUACAGGCAGGGACUUCCCGUGGAGCUCCUGCAGCAGAGCGUUUGAUUGGCUCCCGGCCGAGGCCCCGGGCCCGGUCCAGGCUCCUCUGUGUGUUCUGGACCUGGUUCUGGUGCUCCUCAGAGAGCAGGUCUGCCCCGGGUCCCCCCCCGGAGUCUGGGUCUGCAGCACCGACGCCAUCCUGCACCUCCCACAGGACCUGGUUUUGUCGUGGGAAGGUUUUUCCGGCGUCCGUGUUUUGGCGUUACCGGGCGACGUCUCGUACGCAGCCGAUCACGGCGUCUACCUGUCGGACGCUCAGGGUCAGGUGACGGACAUCGUCUACAGGGGGACGGAGGAGCAGAUUCAGCAGGCAGUGAUGCAUGAUGGGAAAGUGCCGCUGGUCUCUGGUCCGGUGUUCUUCAGCCGCUCGGUGUCAGAGAAGCUGCUGCAGAGCCACGUCUCCCCCCCCCUGGACGGUUGCACCUACCUGGGCCUGGACUCUGGAGCCCCGCCCCUCCAGAUCUCCUUGUUCCUGGAUGUGUUGCGCUGUCUCUGCUCAGAUCUGACUCAGGAUCAGUUUGUGAACGAGGAUCGGCCCGGCUGCAGUUCAGCUGUUGGCCCACAGGGGGCGCUGGUGAGGAGCGGCAGGGCGGAGCUGUGGAGGAUCCUGAGAGGAGAAGCGCUCAGUCUGGUUUACGUCCCCGGCGGUCGCUAUGACUACCUGACUCUGUCUGGACGAGGCCAUGUGGAGCGUCUGAGCCGUGAUUGGACGAACAAAAACACGCUGUCUCACAUCGAGAGAGAGAGUCUGGUGGGCGACGGAGGGCGGGUCAUCAACAGCGUGCUGGAGGGAGACGUUACCGUGGCGACGGGAGCGGUGGUGCAACACUGCCACCUGCAGGGUCCUCUGGUGGUCCCGUCGGGCUGUUUGCUGUCGGGUCUCGAUCUGAUGACAUCACGGUGUAUCAGGCAGCUGGUGGAUGACAUCAUUAUCCAGGGACAUCGUAUGGAGCUGGGGGAGCUGAGGCUGAACGUGUUCACGGUGACGGGCGCGCUCGACCAGCUGGAGGUCUCCUUUGAUGACAGCACCUCCUCCUUCCUGAACCAGAGUUGGAGUUUCUUCUUCAGCCGAACAGGAAUCCAGCCGGAGGAGUUGUGGGUGCGGGGGGGGCGUCGCUGCCUGAUGGAGGCGCGGCUCUUCCCAGUCCUCUCCCCCCGGGGAGGGGCAGUGGGGGAGGAGGGGGGCGUGUGCUGGCUGAUGGGGGGGGCCGGGGGAGGCCUGGGGAGGUGGAGGGAGGCAUGGAGGCUCUCUCUGAAGGAGGUGCUGUCACUCACCUGUCAGGAGGCGGAGCUACGCUGGAGGGAGGAGCUUCUGUUCCUGGGGGGGAGGAGGAGGGUGAGGGAGGAGCUGAGGGGGAGGAGCCACGUCUGCCUGCUGCCUUGCUUCAGGGCCGCGGUGCAGGGCGGCCAGCAGGGGGCGCUGCUGCAGACCCUGGACAGCAUUGCAGCAGGCAGCAGUGACCAGGGGGCGGAGCCAGGGUUGGGGACGGAGUCAGGUGCAGCGUUGGGGGCGGAGUCAACGUUGUGGGCGGGGCUUGGCGUGGGGGCUCGAUGCCUCUCAUGUAUCGCUGAUGUGUUGGUGAUCAUGGCGGGGGGGCGGGGGGGCCUGAGGAGCGGACCUGCAGCCAACGAGGCCUGGAGCCACGCCUACUCCCUAUUGGAGGAGGGGGACCUGAGGGGCGGGGUCAAAGCACUGGCAGCGCAGAGAGAUCAUUGGCUGAGCAGACCGGACCUCCUGGUUCGGGCCGCUCGUCACUACGAGGGCGCCGGACAGGUGCUGCUGCGCCGCGCCGUGAUGUCAUCGCAGAGGUUCAUCUCCAUUGGCCAGGGGGAAGCCCCGCCCCUCGGGGAGUGGCAGGAAGUGGAGUGUCCGGCCAGACUGGACCUGGCAGGCGGGUGGAGCGACACGCCGCCCAUCGCCUUCGAGCACGGCGGCUCCGUCACUAACGUGGCAGUGAGGGUCGAUGGGAGGCGUCCAAUUGGUGCUCGCGCCCGCCGCAUCCCGGAGCCCCGCCUCC
Molecule: messenger RNA, 2860 nt
Organism: Trematomus bernacchii (emerald rockcod)
Lineage: Eukaryota; Metazoa; Chordata; Actinopteri; Perciformes; Nototheniidae
Product: L-fucose kinase
Biological process (GO): GDP-L-fucose salvage
Molecular function (GO): fucokinase activity
Source: RefSeq, a predicted model, not a curated record